AUGUCUCACACAACAUUUCCUCAAACAUUUCGAGAAAUAAUGGCUACUAUAUGUUUUAUAUUUGGUUUUCCGGGAAAUUUAUUAACAAUUAUUAUUUGUAUUAAAGCACUUCAUUAUCGGAAAAAAAUUAAUUUUGAACGAAAAAUAUUCGAUUUAUAUCUCGUUGAAAUAUCAAUUUUAGAUACCAUAUUAUUAACUUAUUGGGUAUUAGAUACAGCAGUUGUCCAUUUAUAUGAUUCAAAUUAUAUUCGAUUUCAAAAUUUAAUUAAUAUAUCAGAAUUUUGUUGUUUUUUUUUCUUCAUGCUAAAUCGUCUAUGUGCUGCACUUUGUUCAUGGUUAAUUAUGUUUUUUACUUUAAUACGUUUUAUACAUAUAUUUCGACCGUUAAACACUAUAAGAAGUAAUGUUAUACUUGUUAUAUUAUUAUUAGGCACAUUUGGAACGUUAAAUACUUAUCUAGUAACAUUUCUAAGGUAUGAAAAUCAAAAACAAAUAUUAAAUAAUAAUUUAACAACAAUCACAACAACGACAAAAACAAUCACAUUGACAUCAUGGCAUUUUCUUCCACUAACAACUGAAUAUACGAAUGUAACUUUAAAUCCAUUAAAACAGUAUAUAUGUUCUGUUGGUCGAGAGUAUGAACACGAUCGUUUACGAAACAUUCUAAAUACAAUAUUUACAGGCGUAUUUAGUUUAGCUAUUCCAUCGAUAAUAACGUUAAUUGUUAAUAUCGUUAUUUUGGCCUAUAUUCAACGAGUAUAUAACAUAAACGGAUUAAAUCGAAUAAAUAAUAACUAUUCAAAUUAUCGAUCAACACCAUUACUCGUCAUAUCAAUUACGUAUACACUCUGUUAUUUACCAUAUUGUAUUAUAUAUUUUUCACAAUUUUUAUUUUCUCCUGGUUAUGCAUUGUCUAUUUGUUCAAGUAUAGUAUUUACAAUUCGUUAUAUUAGUCAUUCAAGCAAUUUUUAUGCAUAUAUUUUUACAAGCUUAAGAUUUCGUCGUGAUAUCAAAUCAUUAUUUCGUAUGUUAGUCUGUGUGACUAUAAAAACAAAAGAUCAUGGACAUAAGAAAAAAGACAAUUAUUGUCAUCGAACACCACAUCAAGUAAUGAUAAAAUCUAAAAAUGUCAUUGGUGUGACUGGUCAGCAUGAUCGUCUACUCUCACUUCCUGCAACAAAAAAUCAUUUGACAUCCAAACGUCGUAUAGUAACAAUUCCUCGUCCAUAUGAUGUACAACAACCAUUGCGUUUCAAUCAAAUGGAAUAG
Messenger RNA from Didymodactylos carnosus, 1269 nucleotides. The record is from the annotation of a GenBank genome assembly. NCBI's taxonomy places the organism in Eukaryota, Metazoa, Rotifera, Eurotatoria, Philodinida, Philodinidae.